GCCUUGGAAAGGGGAGCCUGUGAGUCAAAGGGAGGAGAAAUGGAAAAGAAAGCACAGAGAGAGGAAGGAAGAACUUUGGAGAGAACGGACAGGGGGACUAAAGGACUAAAGCAGCUGAGAUUCAGAUGUUAGGACUCAACAGCUAAUGGACAAAAUAUUUCUCAUGUGCAGAUGCAGAAUCAUCUCUGGACCAGGAUGUAGACCAGCAUGGACAUGACAGUGCCAUCUUCUUGCUUGCAGCCUCUCCUGUGCAUUCUCCUCCCUUUGCACUUUGCAGGCACAGAGACUAACCCUUACCUCCGCCCAAAUGUCACCCUGUUGUUCGACAGCACCGUGCACAGCAACAGCUUGCGCAACUGCAGCUGCACAGCAGCAGUGCGCCAUUGCGACGAGGCUCUAGCUAACCUGCUGUGCAGCUGCAGCACUGUUUCUCGCUCAUCACUGACCCCUGGUGGCCUGAGGUGGGAUGACAGCAGCAGGACACUAACAGUGUGGGUGCGCGAACCCUGGGUGCUGAGGGAUCUCCUGAAUGGCAGCCAGGUCUCAGAGCUCCAACUGUCUCUGUGCACCCCAGUCCCAAUCCAAGGCCCGGCCCAGUAUCUCACUCUAGUGGGUCUGAGGAAGCUUCAGGUGUACACCUCUGCCAAAAGCACACUGCACCAGGACCAAGCCCUGAACACCAUCUCCAAAGCAGGGCCUGAUGCACAAGACAGUGCCCUCAGAAUCGCCUUUUUAGACAUGUGGUCACUGUCUGGGGUCCUUCACUUGAAGGCGUACAGUGUGGUCGGACCUCCCCUCCAAGCUCUCAAGCAACAUUUCCCCAACCUCAAUCUCUCUGGAAAAGAUGUUCAGAGCAGUGAUCUGGAAAGGAUGCCGUCAAUCCUAACUUUUAUUUACUAAAUCAGAAGCGGGUUUUACAGCCAGACCUUUCCAGGAGUGUAAUUCUAUGAGCUGAGGAAAGCAUCUGUUACACCUGGAGUUCUUAACCUUUUUCGAAAAAAGAAUAAUCAAAUAUUAAGUCAACUCACUUACUGGGCACUUCGUCACAAACCUUUAGCCUGGCACAUAAAAACUCCCUUCAUCAAGACACUCCUUCAAUCAAGACCCUCACUCCAUUAAGACCUUCCCUCCAUCAAGAUCCACCCUUCCAUCAGGACCCUCCCUUCAUUAAGACAUUCCUUUAAAACCCUCCCAUUUAGGUCCCUCCUUCAAUCAAGUUCCUCCCUCCAUCAAGACCCUACAUCAGCAAAGUCCCUCUUCAAUUAAGAGCCCCCCUCCAUCAAGACCUCCAUAAAGAACCUGCCUUAAUCAAGAUCCUCCUGAGCACACCCAGUAGAAGUUCAUUAUCAAUAUUGACUUUCAGCAGAUCUUGUAUGUACUUGUCAGUUUUUUCUCUGUGCUUAAUAAUGAUAUCUUCUGAAACACUGCUCUCACAUCCCUCUUGGGACCACAUUGCAAACCUUAAAGGCAUCCCAACUCCCAGGUUAAGAACCCCUGUUUCACUCAAUUUUCUGUUAUUCCAGAUGUAGUCAUUCAGACAAGAUGUCUUUGAUAUCUGAAGUUUGCCUCUUUAGUUUUGCACUACAGUGAUCAGGCUAAUGUAGCUUACAAGUAACAGAAGCUUACGCCCUGCCAAUUAGUAUCAUGCAAACUGAUUUAUCUAAACUACUUUCUGCUUUUGUGUUUAUCUUUAUAAAAUGGGCAUAAUGGGCACAGUUAAAACUUAAGCUUUAGACCUGAGCAGGCCAACCUAUCCCAUUUUUAUGCUAAAAAGCUUCAAGCAGAACCUGUUUUUGUUCAUCUUCUCAGAUCCUCAUAGCAACAUAAUCUCACCAAUUGGGCAAAUUUCUUAACAUUCACCCUGAAGACUGUAUAAAAGUAGCUUUUUACAUUGUCUGUGUUUUUUGAUUACAGAGUUGUGUUUAGUUGUAUGCAAAAGUUUAGGUACCCCUGGUCAAAUUCCAUGUCAUCUGUAUUUGAUGUUGAUAAGUGUAAAUAAGUUGACAUCCUCUAAAGAGAACACACUUUUGCACAUUUUAAUACACAAUUAAUGGUGAUUAAUACAUUUGGGUGGAAAACACAUAAAAUAUGGCCUGUGCAAAUGUUUUUUUGUUUUGUUGUUUUUUUUGCCUCAUUUGGGAGCUUUAACUAAAUAUGCAUUGCAAUUUGCAAAGUUUUUUUCUUAGUGUAGACAUUUAAUCUACAUAGAUACACUGUGCUACAUAUCAUUAAUCACAAAAGCAAUAGUGUAUGUUAGUGUAACAAGAUUUAAUUCCAUGUAAUUUUGAGCAUUUUGAGUACCUUUUUUUGUAAAAGUGCUGCGAAAGUUAAGGUACAUUUUUUUUUCUCAAUUCGCUGAAUUCAGCAAAUAUAACAUUUU
Molecule: messenger RNA, 2380 nt
Organism: Pygocentrus nattereri (red-bellied piranha)
Lineage: Eukaryota; Metazoa; Chordata; Actinopteri; Characiformes; Serrasalmidae
Exons: 2
Coding region: 208-900 (230 amino acids)
Source: RefSeq, a predicted model, not a curated record